GGAGACCAAGAAACAUCUGGAAACCACGAAGGAAGAGAUCGCGGGCCCUAAACCAAGAGGAAGCUCAACAGAUGGGGGUGAUGACGAUGGUGGAGUCCGAUAGUAGAAGUCGGGAGCGGCAGGUGCUUGGUUAUAUUGAUUCUGCAGAAUGUUUAGGAGGAGUAGAUUACGCAGAGGGAGGAAUGGUUCUAGUUCUGUGGCAGAAACCAUUGCUUGGUGGAGGGAGCGUAAUAGGCAGCUCAAAUGUUCCGCAGACACCGAAAAGCGAGUUCGGAGACCACCUGCCAAAGGAUCAAAGAAAGGUUGCAUGCGAGGCAAAGGAGGGCCAGAGAAUCCUAACUGCAGAUAUCGUGGUGUAAGACAGCGCACCUGGGGCAAGUGGGUCGCUGAGAUCCGAGAACCAAACCGAGGUAGCCGCCUUUGGUUGGGAACUUUCCCCACUGCCAUCCAAGCCGCUCUCGCCUACGAUGAUGCUGCGAGAGCCAUGUAUGGAACCAUGGCUCGUCUCAAUCUGCCUGCUAUGACGAGGGGGUCAUGUGGGUCAACUUCGACCUCGUAUAACUCAGAAGAUGUCGAUGCAUCCGUAUCGUGUGACUUUGGCAUCAAAACACCAAGGGUUGAUGCUGGCUCUGAAACUGUGGAUGCACCUCGUACCUGGGCGGACAACAUCAAGCAUCCGAAGAUUGAACUGAAAGAAGAUGUGGCAUCUGAUAUGUGGCCAUCUUCAGCAGCCGAUGCUCCAGAGACUCAAUCGACUGAGGCGAGCGUGGAUCUUCUUCUUUGUCAAUCACCACGGGAGGAUGAAUUCUCCGUGGAAGAGAUGCUGAGAAUGAUGGGGACGGAUACAGACAAUGGUGCUCCCAAUCAGUUUGGUGCUGUUGCGGCGGACACAGGCUGGCAAUGCAUGAUUCCUGCAGACGUUGGGCUGGACUUGCAAAGUCCGGAUGGUACGGUGUUAGGGCCAUUAUGGGGCACGGAGCAAAAUCCUCCUUUGGAAUUCAAUUGUUGUGAUAGUCUCCAAAGGCCGUUGGGUGAUGAUUGGGAGUAUGGGCCUGGAGAAUUUGGAAUGCUCGACGCUGACAUCCUUUCGAGCCCCAUAAAUUGAUAUUUCAGUCAAAAGAUCGAUGGUUGUCGUCGUCGUAUGUUUGUUUUUUUCUUUUCUUUUCUUUUGAUGUCCAUGUAAUCUUCUUUCGUUUGUGUGUAAUGAUGUUUGUUUGUUUGUGUUUUUUUCUUUUGUAAUCCAUGGUAUGAAAGUAAAGAAAGCCUUCUGUUUCGAUGA
This is a messenger RNA of Musa acuminata AAA Group (dessert banana), 1279 nucleotides long. Its product is annotated as dehydration-responsive element-binding protein 2B-like. Gene Ontology annotation, molecular function: transcription cis-regulatory region binding; DNA-binding transcription factor activity. Lineage: Eukaryota; Viridiplantae; Streptophyta; Magnoliopsida; Zingiberales; Musaceae. Gene Ontology annotation, biological process: response to stress; positive regulation of DNA-templated transcription. The coding region runs from base 149 to 1105 and encodes 318 amino acids. The transcript has 3 exons. The record is from RefSeq and is a predicted model, not a curated record. Gene Ontology annotation, cellular component: nucleus.